This is a messenger RNA of Colletotrichum acutatum, 633 nucleotides long. Its product is annotated as GGL domain-containing protein. Gene Ontology annotation, molecular function: G-protein beta-subunit binding. The record is from RefSeq and is a predicted model, not a curated record. Gene Ontology annotation, cellular component: heterotrimeric G-protein complex. The transcript is spliced from 3 exons. Bases 1 to 633 code for a protein of 210 amino acids. Lineage: Eukaryota; Fungi; Ascomycota; Sordariomycetes; Glomerellales; Glomerellaceae. Gene Ontology annotation, biological process: G protein-coupled receptor signaling pathway.
AUGCCGGGUCUCGGUAUGGCAGUUGGACACGGGAAUCGCAAAAGAAAGGAGAGAAAAAAACAAAGGCCAAAGGUUGGGUUCGCCACAUCUGAUGCCCAAGAUGUGCAGCUCAUUCAUCGUCAUCAAACACCACAUGCCGCGACUUGGAGUACUCCGUACAGUCGCGCCACCACAGCCACUCCUCCUACCUCUCGCCAGCGGCAGGAUCAGGUCCAACAGCCUCGUUCCGACGACAAACAAUCACGACGACAACACGCCGCCGCUGAACCCUCUGUCGCUGCCGCCGCCGCGUCAUCUUCCGCGACACCUUCUUCUUCAUCAAAGUCUCCAGCCACCCGAUCCGCGACAGCAAUGCCUCAAUACACUUCCCGCGAUGUCGGCGACCCGUCGCAGAUCAAGAAGAACAAGCAGUCGAUGGCCGACCUCAAGCUGAGACGAUUGACGGAACUCAACAACCGCCUGCGCGAGGAUCUUGAAAGGGAACGGAUUCCGGUCAGCAAUGCUUCUAAGAGCAUCAUUGCCUACUGCAACAGCACGAGGGACUACAUGGUUCCAUCGGUUUGGGGCGCUGUCCCCCGCGGCGAAGACCCCUACGCACCACAACAAAGCGGCGGAUGCUGCUUGGUGAUGUAG